This is a messenger RNA of Cicer arietinum (chickpea), 1300 nucleotides long. The record is from RefSeq and is a predicted model, not a curated record. Lineage: Eukaryota; Viridiplantae; Streptophyta; Magnoliopsida; Fabales; Fabaceae.
UAACUUAAACCUCAUUCAAAAUACCCUUCUUCAGAAUAACCUCAUUUAAAAUACCCCCUUCGACAUUUGUCUCUAAAAAUCUAUUUGAACCCUAAACGUAAAAACCACCUUCAACCAUGGCAUAUAUUGAACUCUUCGGCCCCGACUUUGACGUCACUCUCUCUCCCCCGUCUUUUUCUCUAUUUUGUUCAUUUUUCGUGGUUACUUGUUGAGUAAAGGAAGGUAGAAAUGGUUGAUUAAUUUAUUUGCUUACCCCAUUUUCUUUUUGCAAAUUUGAUUGAAAUCCUAUAACUUCAAAUCCAAAUUCUCAAAGGCAUUCUAAAUCACAAGUUCCAUUAAUCCUUCAUCCGUUGUUUCUUCUUAUUCAAAAGAUAGAUGGCAUAGUUGGGUAUGUGAUAGACUUUAUGCUCAACGAGGGCGGGGGGUUGAAAUCAACCUUCGUAAAAAAUGUUGAAGAGUUUAUAACGAAGGAAAUAAGCUCAAAUCAGUUUAUAAAGAAAUGGUGGCAUCAGAUGUCCUUGUCACAAUUGCAUGUGUAGCGUCGUAUUGUCUGCAAUUGAAGUCAAAGUUCAUUUUUAUUGGGUUGAAACCAACUUUCGUAAAAGGUGUUGAAGAGUUUAUAACAAAGGAAAUAAGCUCAAAUCAUUUUGUAAAGAGAUGGUGGCAUUUAAUGUCAUUUGUCACAAUUACAUAUGUAGUGUUGUAUUGUCUGCAAGUGAAGUCAAAGUUCAUUUGUAUAGGUUUGGGUUCCAACCAAAUUAUUGGUAUUGGAUUGAACAUGGCGGAGAAGUCCCACAUAUUGAUCUAGAAAAUGUUCUAGGUAGUAGUGGACAUAUGGAUAACGAUAAUCCAUUUACGUUAGUGCAACAUAUGGUCAAUGAUGCAUUUGAUCCAAUGUAUGACUUCCAAAAUAUGGGUGAUGAGGGCAACGAGGAAGAGAUUAAUGAAGAGCCCCCAAAUGAUGAUGCUCGAGAUUUUUAUGAUUUAUUAACUCCUGCAAACAAACCCUUAUCUAAGGUUGUUAGCUCGAGCCAAAGAAAAAAGUCAUUCAUGAAUUAUACAAAGUUUGGUAGAGAUACAAGGAACUAAUGGUGAAGACACAUGAAAUUUUAAGAAAUAGUUUAUAAGUUAGAGUUGUUGUUUGAGAAAGUGUUUAAUAUUGUCUCAUGGAAGUUAUUAGUGUUGUACCUUAUAGUUUGUAGUGGAAUUUUCUAAUGUCCAUAAAAAACAAAAAAUGAAUACAUAUAUGUAUUUCAUUUGAAGAUUUAACAUUUUGGUAUACAACUAGUGUUGAAAGUUU